AACAGCGAGUAACUAACAAUCUAACAUUGUCCGACAUUGCCCUCUUCCUCUCUUCGACUCUCAUGCUCUGGCAGCUACUGCUAGCAGCAGCCGUGGACACGAGCCUGUCUUCCUAGACAGAUAUACAGAAGAUGCUACUGAGUCGGCGAAACAUUUUGGCCAUUUUUUCUUCAGCCUCAGCGUUUAGGAGUUUUCGUUUUCGACAAGAUAUAGAAAUGAGUAUUGUUCAAUUGCCAGGUUUAUUGUUUACCAAUUCCAUCGCCUGCGUUUCUUCUUCUACUUUCACUUUUAGAUAUAAAGAUACGAGCUUUGUUGAUUAUCUGAGAGAUAAAUGCGAAAAUGGUUCAUUUAGUAACUUAGAUGAUGCCUUAGCUUCCUUUGAUCAUAUGCUUCGUUUGAAUCCUUUGCCUUCUAUUAAGCAAUUUAAUCAGUUGUUAACUGCGCUUAUGCGAAUGAAGCAUUAUGACACUGUGGUUUCUUUGUCUAAAAAAAUUGAAUUGCUAGGAAUCUCAUAUAAUGUAUAUACUCUGACCAUCUUGAUUAAUUGCUACUGCCAUUUGCAUCUUGUGGAUUUUGGGUUCUCAGUUUUAGGAAAAAUUAUUAAGCUUGGAUUUCACCCCACUGUUGUAACGUUGAAUACCUUAAUUAAUGGACUAUGUAUAGAGGGUAAAAUUGUUCAAGCAGUGGAACUUUUAGAUGAGAUGGUAUCAAGAGGGUAUCAACCUACUGUAUAUACUCAUUCUAUGAUAGUAAAUGGUUUAUGUAAAAUUAGGAAAACCACCACAGCAAUUGGUUGGAUGAAGAAAAUGGUCGAGAGAGGUUGUGAGCCCGAGGUGGUGGCAUACAGUACAAUCAUUGACACCCUUUGCAAGGAUAGACUAGUUGUUGAGGCUUUAGAACUCUUCUCUCAAAUGAAAAGUAUUGGGAUUUCACCUACAGUUGUCACUUACAAUUCCUUAAUUUAUGGUGCUUGCAAUUUGGGGCAAUGGAAGCAAGCAUCUAUACUAUACAUAGAAAUGCCAGAGUGGAACAUUGCACCGGAUGUAGUUACCUUCAGUAUAUUGGUGGAUGCACUUUGUAAGGAAGGAAAGGUUUUGGCGGCACAAGGUGUUUAUGGUAAGAUGAUUCAAAGGGGCAUGAAGCUUGAUGUUAUUGCUUAUAGCUCCUUAAUCCAUGGUCUUUGUAAUUCAAGCCAAUGGAAGGAAUCUUCAACUUUGUUGAAUGAAAUGCUCAUGCAAAACAUCACUCCUGAUGUUGUAACCUUCAGCAUAUUGGUUGAUGUGUUUUGCAAGAAAGGAAUGGUUUCAGAGGCUCAAGGUAUUUUCAAUAUAAUGAUCCAAAGAGGUAUAAAGCCCAAUGUUGUUACUUACAAUUCAUUGAUAGAUGGCAAUUGUCUCCAAAACCAAAUUGAUGAGGCCAGAAAAGUAUUUGAUAUAAUGGUUUGCAAGGGUUCUGAACCUGACGUUCUUAGUUAUAACAUCUUGAUUAAAGGAUACUGUAAGAGUUAUAGAAUUGAAGAGGCAAAGCAACUUUUUGACGAAAUGCCUUGUAAAGGUUUAAUUCCUAAUUCUAUUACUUAUACCACUCUCAUAAGAGGCUUAUGCCAGGUAGGGAGGCCUCACUCUGCAGAAAAGCUUUUCAGGGAAAUGAGUUCUCUUGGCUGUCCUCCAGAUAUUAUUACACACUCAACCUUGCUUGACGGCUUCUGCAAGCAAGGGUAUAUUGAUGAGGCAUUGACUGUAUAUGAAGCUAUGAAAAAGAGCCAGUUGAAGCCUAAUGAUGUGAUCUAUAAUAUCCUGAUUGGUGGUAUGUGCAAAGCUGGAAGGCUUGAAGAUGCAAAGGAACUGGUUUCUGGUCUUUCUGUUAAAGGGUUGCAUCCUGAUGUUUGAACAUAUAUUAUGACAAUCAAUGGCCUCUACUAAGAAAGUACUACUAAAUGCAGCAGAAAAAGGUAAACUAAUCUGGAGGAGGAUGGCUGCACAUAGAUCGUUGCUCUUUAUAAGGUGAUUAUCCAAGGAUUUCUUCACCACAAGGGUGCAUCAAAAGCCAGCAGAAUUCUUUCUUGAUGGUUGGCGAGGGGACUUCUACAAAUGCAACCACAACAGGCUUGGUAGUGGAGCUAUUUAUAGUAAUGAAGUGAGAUAUUCAUAUUUAACAUCUCUUCAGUGAAUGCAACAAAUUGCAAGGAGCCUUAAUCUUCUUGCAUGAGUGCCAGUUUGCUACUUUCUGGAAGGAGAUCAAAGACGAUGAUGAUAAUAAUGGCAUGGCAAAGUGUUUCAGUAGCUACUCUAGCUUCAGCUUGAGGAGCUUUCAUUUUCAACAAGAAGUGGAAAUGGUUAUGAAUUGAAUUGAUCUCCUACCUCAUUAUUUAUUUGUAAUUACAUCUCCCGUUUUUAUUAAAGAUUAGUAAGAUAGUUCCUAUACGUAAGGAAGUCAAGAACAACAUCAAUUAAAAUUGACAAAUUUGAGUUCCAGCAGUUGAAACGAAUGGAAUUGCUAGGUUUUUACAUCUUGAUUGUCUGGAAAACAAGAAGGAUUGAAUCUGUUCUCUUGGGUCAGAAGAUGGGCUAUGGAUUCUCUGGUUGGGAAGAAUCCUUAAACUUGGUAUUAAGCUUGAUAUUGCAAGUUAUCGUAGGACUAUGUAUAGAGGUCAAGUUGCUGAAGCAGUGGAAUUAUAUGAAGAGACGGGGAGCAGAGGACAUCAAGUUUAAUGUUUCUGGCUAUUCUGCAAUUAUGAACUGUGGAAAAUUGUUGAAGAAGAUGGUUGAGAAUGGAAGGGGCAAGUAAUGUUCUAUUGAGAGAUCCUCCUCAGUUUGGAGGAAUUGAUUUGAUGGCAUAGAAUGAAUGUAACAGUUUCAAUGGAAGCUGACCUUUUGUUAGUCUAUAGAUUUAAGAGUGAUUGUGAAUAGCUUACCUUUAGCAUGC
Manihot esculenta (cassava) is the source of this 2925-nucleotide messenger RNA. RefSeq names its product pentatricopeptide repeat-containing protein At3g22470, mitochondrial. Gene Ontology annotation, molecular function: protein binding. The transcript is spliced from 2 exons. NCBI's taxonomy places the organism in Eukaryota, Viridiplantae, Streptophyta, Magnoliopsida, Malpighiales, Euphorbiaceae. The record is from RefSeq and is a predicted model, not a curated record. The coding region runs from base 132 to 1889 and encodes 585 amino acids.